Messenger RNA from Anguilla rostrata (American eel), 9463 nucleotides. Its product is annotated as opioid-binding protein/cell adhesion molecule-like. NCBI's taxonomy places the organism in Eukaryota, Metazoa, Chordata, Actinopteri, Anguilliformes, Anguillidae. The record is from RefSeq and is a predicted model, not a curated record. Bases 624 to 1658 code for a protein of 344 amino acids. The transcript is spliced from 7 exons.
GGAGUCGGUCAGUCUCUGAACCUGCGAGAGAGCAUUGCAGACGGCCACAGCGCGCGAGAGAAGGAUACAGUAGAUGUACAGGGAAUGAUUCCGUGAUUUGGCUUUAAGGUUGGAUUCUUCUGGUGGAUUGAUAUCGCAAGGAAGUUCCAAAUAAAUGUCAGAAGUUGAGAGGAGUUGCUAUCAUUUCAUACUCUUCAUUUUAAGUGUAAUAUUCAAAAGGCUGUUUCCGUUCAAUGAAAAGUGCGCACGAGGAGACUUGGCUGCCUAUGCAUCUCUGCGCGUUUCUCUGGUCUCCAACGAAUAACAUUUCCAGAGCAGAGGAGACAGUGCGAAUCAGCCAGACGAACGUUCACACAGCUCCCUUUUUCUUCGCCGUCCUGCGAUUGCAGCUGAAGCCGUCUCUCCUGAAUUACAAGAACGCUGCAACUGGGGACAUAUAAUUGCUUAUUUAUAAAGCUACCAUUUUCAUCUCCUCAGUUUGAGGCAAAAAUAAUAACGAGGGGGAUCACAAUAAGCUCUGCGUCGCUGGGGUUGAAUUUCACAGUUCAUUGUCGCUUUUUGACCCCAGAAACGGAAUAUUAAAAUCGAUUUAAGUUUUUCUGGAAGUUGCACAGUGACCGAAGAUGGGCAUUUGUGGUUAUUUUGUAGUGUCCUGGAAAUACCUGGUUGUCAUCGCUCUAAGACUGCUGUUCCUUGUACCUGCAGGAGUGCCAGCGAGGAGCGGAGAAUCUUUUUCAAAACCAAUGGACAACAUCACCGUCAGACAAGGGGACAAUGCCGUCUUAAAAUGCAUCGUGGACGACAAGGUGUCGAAGGUGGCCUGGCUCAACCGCAGCACCAUCCUGUUCGCGGGGAAUGAGAAGUGGUCGUUAGACCCCCGCGUCAUCCUGCUCGACAACACGGCCGCCACGGAGUACAGCAUCAAAAUCCAGAACGUGAAUGUGUACGAUGAGGGGCCUUACGUCUGCUCCAUCCUGACCAAUAAGAGACCCAAAUCAUCGAGGGUUCACCUUAUUGUACAAGUUCCGGCAAAGAUUGUGAACAUAUCCUCUGACAUCACAGUAAAUGAGGGCAGCAGCGUCACUCUCAUGUGCUUGGCUAUCGGAAGACCAGAGCCCACCAUUAUGUGGAGACACAGUACAUCAAACGGCCGCAACUUCAUGAGUGACGGGGAGUACGUGGAGAUCACAUCCAUCACCAAAGAACAGUCGGGGGUCUACGAGUGCAGCGCCAGCAACGACUUCCUGGCCCCUGACGUCAGGACCGUCCAAGUCACCGUCAACUAUGCACCCUUCAUUUCAGAUGUCAGGAGUACCGGCACCCCGGUUGGACAGAAGGGCAUCCUCCAGUGUGAAGCUUCUGCCGUUCCCCUGGCUGACUUCACCUGGUAUAAAGAAGACCGCAGGCUCUUCAAUGGACUCAAUGGAGUCAAAAUUGAAAACAAAGGCAAGCAAUCUAUGCUUAUCUUUUUCAACGUCUCUGAAGAGGACUACGGGAACUACACCUGCGUAGCUAUGAACACCAUGGGAAUAACGAACGCCAGCAUAAUAUUGUAUGGCCCCGGAGCCGUGCACGACGUCAACAGCGCCGUCCUGUCUCCGCGCGGCUCGCCGUGCCUCCUCUUGACUGUCGUUCUGUCCUACCUUUUCAAGUUUUGAUGCAGCGGUGGCUCUUCCCCCCCCCCCCCCCCCCUCCCCCCGGCUUCCGCCAGCAUCACAGUACGACAGACCUGUCUGUCCCGUACGAGCAAAAGGGAAAUAAACAAAAAUGCAGACGGUUGCCUUUUUUUUCUUAAAAGCUCUGAGCUGAAGGUGUUUAUUGACACGUGUUUGGUGGGGUGGGGGUUUUGAUGUGGGGGUUGACAUUGGGGUAAAUGACUGACAGAUUUGAGAUAAUAGUAUUUCCAAGUAUGUGUGUCUCUACAAACAUUUGUAUGUAAAAAAAGGAAACAAAAUUACAGUAAUGGUUAAUGGUUUCAUGGUUUUGCUCAGUAUUGAGGUAUAAAUUUGGAUCACUGGUGUGUCCUGUCCUGUUUUAUCUCUGUACAAUAGCAAAUGUUUUCCUUUUUUAAGUAACCAACAGGGAAAAAAAAACAAUUCUCCUAGCUGAGAGAAUUGAAAAACUGCAAUGUUUUUUGCUGAAUUCCUGCUAUUUGUUUUUGUUGUAUGCAACAGAACAGCAGUUGAUUUAAUAUAUUCUGUCUACCUAACCUUAAUAUAUUGUACAUUGCAUCAUUCCUUAGGACAGAAAUACAUAUUCCGGUGUUCUGUAAUAUAUAGUUGCAAAUUCAAUCCAUAAAGAGUAAGAAAAUGCACUAUAUUUCAUUUUGGAGGACAUUACCAUUUAAGCACUUUUUUUUUGUUUAAGACCCAGCUGCACAUAUUAAUUAAAUAAUAAAAUAUAAUAGAAUCUUUUUUAUUAAUCACCAAGGAGAAAGUAGGUAGCCACCCCAGCAAACAAGCUUACAAAUUACUGCAAUAUUGUUAGUGACAGAGAACUGAAAAAGAUACAAUAAUUAUAGUGUUGCCUUCCUUUGUUCAAUUGCAUAAUAUUUAUAUAAACAAUAACUAUGUGAAAUGUCUGGGAAUUGCUAGCAGGGAAGCUUGUCUGAAAUGUUUAGCUGAGCAUGUAGACAUAAUGAAUCUUGUGCAAAAAGUAUGACAAAACACCAUAUUAACAAGCCAUAGGAGACAUAGUAUGUAAUGGUGAUUUCAUAAAUUCCAACUAAAGGCUUUACAAACUCAGUACAGUACAUAAAAAGAGACAUUAAAAGGUGGGGUUUUUUGUCAGUUGUGUAACUAAAAGCUCAGAAUAAUUCAUGGUACAUAUAUGAGAAGUGGUGAGGUUGUUGGCAGGUUAGGGUGGGUGGCUGAUGUUUUGAGUAGUUUUACUGGAAAGAGAAGCUUAAACAUACUCAAUGGCCAUCAUAUUAGGUACACCUGCUCCUUAACGCAAAUAGCCCACUCCUCCAAAGACUGAAUCAUGUGGCUACAACUCAAUAUAUAUAUAGUUUGCAGACAUGGUGAAGAGGUUUAGUUGUUGUUCAACCAAACUUUAGAAUGGUUAAAAAACGCAUGCCCUAAGUGACUUUGACUGUGGUAUGAUUGUUGGUGCCAGACAUGGUGGCUCCAGCAUCUCAAAAACAGCUGCACUCCUGGAGUUUUUACACACUACAUUCCCUGGAGUUUACAGACAAUGGUGCGAUAAACAAUAAAAAACAUCCAGUCAGCGGCAGUUCUCUAGCCCGAAAGCACGCCGUUAAUGAGAGAGGUCAGAGGAGGAUGGACUUGUUCAAGAUAACAGAAAGCCCAUAAAUGCUCAAAUAACAAGCGUAGUGUGCAGGAGGGCAUCUCACAAUGCGUUGAACCUUGAAGCGGAUGGGUCUGAUACAGCAGCAGAAGACCAAACCAGGUCCUGCUCCUGUCAGCUAAAAACAGGAAGAGGGACUACAGUCAGCACAUGAUCAUGAGAAGUCAACAACUUAAGAUUGGAAAAACAUCGCCUGGUUAGACGGAUCUCGAAUUCUGCCUUGAAAUACAGAUGGUAGGGUCAGAAUUUGGCUUAAAAAAACAUAAAUCCCUGGUUCGAUCCUGCCCAUGUCAACUGUGCAGGCUCUUGGUGAUGUAUACUGGGCUGGUGAAUGUUUUAUUGAUACUAUGUGAGCAUCAUUUGAAUGCCACAGAAUACUGAAACAUUGCUGUUGACCAUAGUCAUGCUUUUAUGGCUGCAGCCUACCCUGGAUAUUUUCUAACGGAUACUACCAGCAGGAUACGGUGGCAUGUCAUGAAGCACACAUCAUUCCAGGCUGGUUCCACAAACAUGACAGUGACUUCAGUUUACUCCAAUCCCCAGAUCUCAAUCUAAUAGAGCACCGAUGAGAUGUGUUGGAAUGGGAGGCUCGCAGUGUGAAUGUGUGGCUUAACAAUCUGCAGAUACUACUCGAUGCUAUCACAUCAGUUUGGAUCAAAAUCCCUAAGGUUUCCAGGACCUUGUUGAAACCCAUGUCAUGCAUAAUUCAGGCUGUUCCAAGGCAAAAGGGGGUCCUACCCAGUACUAGAAAGGUGUACCUAAUAGAGUGUCCACUGAGUGUAUAUUUAAAAGUGUAUAUAAAAGUGUCAUCACUUUUCUUUUCUUUUUUUUCUGCAGAAAUGUUAUACAGAUGUCAAAUAAAAGCAGCUGGAUAUUAUAUAACAGAGGGCUAUCAUGUGGUUUUAAUCGCUUUUCCUUUACUUGUCAGUAUUUGUCCACGUUUUUGACUUUACCUGAUCACCAUGCCGUGAUUACAUUUUAAGUGGAUACCAGUUAUUCUAUGAAGUUGCGCACUGUUAAUAGUGUAAGUACUAUUGUAAGGACAAAAAUAGAAGUGAAGUGUCUGGAAUGUAAUGUAAAGUCUAAUGGUAUCUCAUUAUUUGUGAAUAUUUUGUAUAUUCAUAUACAGUAAAAAGGGACCUUGCACUAAAGAUACAGUGAUGGUGUAUUUGAUUGGAGUAUUGAUUCCAUGCACAUUGGUGAGUGGGAGACGGCAUGGCCAGGGGGGAAUAGUGGACUACCCAGGGCUCCAUGGCAGGCGAGGGGGGGAGGUGGGGUUGUGGUGGGCACAGAGACUGCAUUUGCACAGGCCCCAGAAUUUUGUGCAACACCCCUGACUAUGGCUACCCCCUAAAAAAAGCAUUCAAACCCGCUUUUCAGUUCGGAAUGAUGGACGGCAGGGGCAGGAGCAGCUGUACCCGAGACAAACAAACAUCAUCCAGGCUUUUCUUUGCGCUGUUGUGUUCUAUCACACAGUUGAUGGUCUGUAAAGGAGGGGGUUCGGUAGGUGUGGAGGGGUUGGUGUUUUGGUGUGGGGGUGGGGGGGGUUGUUGUUAUUUGAAAAAUCGCUUCUGGAAAUGCAUCUCCACUCAGUCGGUGCAUUGGAACGAGCGGCUGAAGCUUUAAUAUCUCUCGCCUGUAUGAAACGAAUAAGAAUCACUCAAUGUCACGCCUGUCACAGCUGAUCACCCUUACAGAGCCAUGCCGGAGCACAAUCAACACCUUGAGUUUGAAUUUCGGGCUCUUCCCAGACAGACACUGAUAUGGGGCCGCUCCAGCGCCCGGGCCCACUCGCGGGAAGGGGAGACAGGGCCAUUUUUUAUGGAGUAUGGAUGCUGAAAUUAGGCCCCCUGUCAGGGGGAUUGUGUUCCCCUCAGUAAACACUGACAAUGGUGGCAAACGGGUGGCAGAGAGUGAUGGGGCUGGGAUGCCGGCCGGGGACACGCCCCCCUGGAAUCUCCACACAAUGGACUUUAGAAACGCCAGCAUUCCUAAAGUACAGCGUGGCCUGACGGCUCAAUGCCCAUGAUCUAUUGCCCUCCAGCAUUCACAGUACUAAAAGAUAUUGCAUUUUCAAUGGCAUCUGUGAUAGGUGCAGUUCUGCUUAAAGUAAACAGGACAAGUGAAUGCAUAAUAAUACUAAAUAAUAAUAAUAAUAAUAAUAAUAAUAAUAAUAAUAAUAAUAAUAACAACAACUACAGCAACAACAACAACAAUAAUAAUGCCAAUUUUUAAGAUAUAAGUGAUUGGUGUGAACUCAGAAUAGGCAAAUCCAUAAUCUUUUUUAUGAAUUGUCAAUAUUGUACUAAAUUCAUCCUUGUUAGGUAGUCCUACAUACAAGGAUUUUUUUUCUACAUUUAUGCGCAUAAGUGGAGCUCAGUAGGGAUAGGAACAGAUAAACUGUUUAAAAGGACAAGCUCCUCUAUCCAUUUAAAAUGGAUUAAAAGGAGAACGUAAAUAAUAACUCAUGGAAAUAAUAAUUUUAUAUGAUCAUUUAUAACAGUAAAGUUGCGGUCUGAUGGUAAAUAAUAUUUUUGCAUCCCUCUGUACAUUCUGAGCAAGUGACUGAAAAUUCAGGCCUGAUUGCAAACUACAAAACCAACUGAUACCUCGAUAUGUGGACAUGUGGGUAAAAUAGAUUAUAAUACAACCUAGGAUAUUGUUGUGAUAUUUUUGUUUAAUUCCUAUGGUUCUAAAUUUCAGGCAGUCAGUUGAAGACUGACAGUGCAGGAAAGCGCACACGUUUUAUUUUGUGUGCACACUUUUAAUUUGGUUAUUUAUUUUUAAAGGCUCAUUAGAAUGCUAUUUCCAUAAUUGGCUUGGGCGAUGUUUUUCUUUUUUUUCUUUUUUUUUUCUGCAGACAGUUAAUGAUGUGCACUGUUUUGGUUAUUGACAUUCCUAAAUUGGAUGUCUUUCUUUUCUGAAUAUCUGAUAGCUGGAAUUAUUUCUUAGUUGUCUGCCAGUAACAACGUAGUUGUCUGCAAGUCAACUGUAUGAUUAAAAAUGUAAAUAAAUAAAAACAGCAUCUGAUAUAUUAUUCAAGAAUUGUGAAGUACAAUUUUUUUGUCAAGUUCAAUAGCAAUUAAUGCUUAAAUAGUUAACUUGUGCCUAACAACACCAAGGAAUUUGAAACUUUUGAUAUUAUAAUCAUUUUAUUAUAAACCAUUAAUAGUAACUGCUAUUAUGUAAUGCCUCGUUAAAAUGUAUAUGAACCUAAAAUUCCAAAGUACAAACAUUUAUCCCAAAUUUAGCCCAAAUGUCCAACCCUAACGCAUCCCCAUAUUUAAAUAAAUGCACUGUACUAUACUGGAGAAAUUGCAUAAAUACAAAUAUAUAUUACUGCCACGUAUGUGCUUGGGACACCAUUGCAAAUCAUAUAUGAAUCCGUCCUCUGCUCGCAUCAUUAUAACAAGACAAUUACAAGAUAAGCCAACAAAUAAACACUGCCCUUAAAUAGUAGAUUCGCAGGUAAUGGGGAGUUGUGACACAAAAGCUGUGGCCAUCAUUUUAAGUGAUACAGCAUCCAUACUAUAUUUUUAGAACAAAAAUAAAGUUACUCAUUGGUCAUCAUACAGAGCCAACAAUGUCUAAGUUGAAUGCUGGAAGUAAUACACAAAUUGUAGGAUUGUGUUCAUGAUAUAUAAUGAAUAUUUGUAUGCAGCAAUAUCACAACUAUAAUAGUCAAAUUAACUUUAUUCACAUCCUGACAGGCUGCAUAUUAUUGAACUCAACAGAUGUUGUUGAAUACCUUCAUCUAACCAUUUAUAAUGUGCUACUGAGCAUAAUGUACAUAUUUUGUAAAAUUAUGAUGUGUGCAGGAUUCAUUUGACCUUUGAUUUUAUGAAAUGUAAAAGCUACACUUCAAUUAGUGCUCAGUGGAAAUAGAUUUUAUGCAGUGAAAUAUGCAAUUAGGUUGGUUAUAAUGCAAACAGAGUGCCUGGUGUGCAUCUGGCACAAAUGGAACAUCACAUGUGGAAUCAGCACCCCACUGCAUUCUAAACAUUGAAAGGGGAGUUCCACCCUGGGUUUUUCUUUUGUUUGUAGAAGGGUAGCUGUAGUUCUCAGCCAAUUCCCUACCUGUAGUGUGAGCAGAGAUAUAGCCCCAAACUUCUGUGCAUACUCCAGGUAGCUGCUUCACUAUAGAACACAAUGGAGCAGGGGCUUACAGUUUACAGUUAUGGGGGGGUGUCAGGUUUCCAUUUCUACUGAAUCAAAAUAGGGGGCUGGGUGCUACGUCUUGGCUUUGAAGCCAUUCUUCUACUCACUGGCUAGCUUGCCACUAAUGAAAAAAACAAUCUAGGAUUAUGGUGUUCAGCUAAGUUUACUUUUGUGCUUACGUUUUACUGAAAAAAAAAUUAGGCUUCGGUGCAGUGUGGCAAAAUGCAAGCGAAUUAAGGAUUUUUUUUUUACUGGCUACUGCAAGACCACUGUAAAAAAACAACAAUGGCUGACUGCAAUGGGGGACAUUAAAUCCCCUGGAUACACCUGAGACGCAGCUAAAGAGUGUGCAAGUGUGUAGCGGGCACUUUCACUCAGAAGAUUUUGAGAACACUCGGGCGAGACUACUGAACAUACCUAAUAACUGUCUGUUAGCUUGACCAAUGCCCCCUUCACUUAGUAUGGGAGGGUGGGGCGACAUAUCUCCAAAUUGAAAUUACCCUCCCAACAUAUUUCUUCAACAAUGAGAAAGUGUAGAGGUGUACGCCAUUAUGACAUAUGCCUCUUCCAAAUUCACCCCUAUCACUGCAGAUAUUUAUGUGCAGAAUUUGCUUUGGCCAGCCACUAAGAGUUACUCGUUUAUGCCUUGAUCUGGUAAAUAAGGUAAUGUUGAUUUGUAGUGGAAUUCCCCUUUAACAAAAACAGGAUAGCCAGAAAUAGCAAAAUGCAGAUAUAGAACAUCAAUCUUUUUUUUUCAAAAGCUACAGUCUCCUUUGAAAACAUUGUGUAACUUCGCUAUUAUUUUACAACCAAGUAAGGUAUAGUGGUAUUACUGUCCCCAAAAUAAGUUGUUCAUUCCACAGAACUUUUUUCCAUUUUUUGUCAUGCUCAUGAUAUGCAAUGGGUAGCCACUUAUGUCCGGACUAUUGAACCUAAACCCCUUUCAGAAUAAUGUCAUGUAAGCCAAUGGAUUAAAACAGCUAGGGUUAGUGUUCAAGGUACAUGUGAGCAUUUCAUACAUGUAUCUCCUUUCCAUAAAUAUAGUUGUUGUUAAUAAGUGUACCGCUUGAAAGUUUCAAUAUCUUGGCAUCAAGUAUAUGUUCUAUUCUUCACCCAAAGAAAUAAAUGUAAAUGAUUUCUGCCCAACAUUUUGUUUCACUUUUUUGACCAGACUGUUCCACUUAGAAUUAUAUAUGUAAAUAAAUAGGCCACCUUUUUUAAUCAGAUAUUUUAUUUCUUUAAUUUUUUUCCUGGUCUAGUAAGGUUGUGUAUAGCAAUUAAAGUGUAAAUGUUUUAUGAAUUUUCUUGGCAAUGGCCAAAGUGACCCUACAGUACUAACGUAUUUGUGCAUGUUAAGGCAUAGUUGUAUCUUUUCUAUAUGAGAAUGAGUAAGAGAUGGUUGUAACUGUGCAGUGUAAUAAAAUCUAAUGAUUUUUUUUUCUAAACGAUUAUCCUUUUAUUACAUUAUUAUAAUGCACUUUUUAUCAGAUUCACGUUAUUUGUUCUCCUCUGGACCUUGCCUAUUUGUGUUUGGGCAGAAAACAUCUUUCCAGAUUGAUGUGUAACAUAAAUCUCCAUUUAUCAUUAAGUUUUAUGUCACAUGUAAAGACUUAGUAUUCAACAUGACAAAUGAACAAUGUUCACAUAUAAUCUGACCAAUCAAAAUUACACACUGAGCUAGCUGAAUGCCAGUAGAUUCUGUUAGUCAUCUGAUUAUUUUGACAAUUUGCUGCGUAAAAUAUCUCCAUCAUAUCUCAGCAUAACAUGGUCAUUUUUAAAACCUUCCAGAAUUAUUCAUUUUCUAAUGCACCUUUAUUGCAGACUAGCUGAUGUGUGGUGUUUCAUUUUUUUUAAAAUGUCUCCAUCAUUUCCUGUUAUAUAAUAACCUGAACUAACUAAACUACAACGUAUGUAUUUUAUACACAUUGAUCACCUCAUGUGGCAUCAUUGUGAACUUCACAGUCCAGAAUAUAAAUAAAAGUAUUUGGACAGUGAC